GUUUAGGUAUGGUAGUAGUGUUAAAUAAACAGAAACAUAAACUGUUCGUAAGAAUAUAAUAAAUAAAUACUUAAAAUAGAAGUCUGCCUUUAUAGAACAAGCAGAUUUUAUAAAACAUGGAUCGUGGCAAAAACAUUAUUAAUGCAAGAGGUCAGAAGAAAGUAGCCGGCCCGAUGGGAAAUGAGUUCUUUGCUUUAGGAGCGAAAGGAAACCGGGAGGAUGCUAAAAAGAUUGUCUCAUGUAAAGGAAACCCUAUUAUAUCAGAUCGAAAACGGGAAGCAACUUCUUCUAUUUCGAACACAAAUAAAAAGCCAAAACUAUUACGUUUGGAAGAAACUUUUGGCUUUACCAUUCACGGUUCUUGGGAUCAGUUUGCAAUUGACUGUGAAACUACAGAUUUAAUUACUGUAAUUAAGGAAAUCUCCGAGCAGUUUGAUGAUAACGUACUACGUGUUAUAUGUGGGUCAGUGAAGCAUCUCAUGGAGCCUUAUACGCGAAUGAAAUUUGAUUAUGUUCUUUAUUUGGGAUUAUUGUAUCUGGCCAAACUACGACCAAAUAUUUUCUGUGAAGAGAUUCUUAGUUCAGCUCUUGUGUAUAUAUUGCGUAGAGAUGUAAAUGUUAAAUUGAAACAAAGCUCUAAUUCCCACGCAAUCGCCUCAAACCUUUUAACGAAAGCAUAUUAUGAUAGAACCAACUGGCCAGAACACUUUAUGCGAAUAUACAUAGAAGAUGCCAUUAAUGAACGCACAUGGUCAGAUAAUGAUUUUUGUAUGCCAUAUAUAAAAAACGUAUGCUUUGUAUUUAAAACAAACAUUCCUCCACCUAAUGCCUUGCAUAUUGAAACCCCAGGUUUUGGCGUGUCAGCGGGCCAACAACAUCGCGAUAUGCUAUUAUGUCUAGAAGAUGAUUCUGGAGACGGGAGCUCAAAUAUAGAAUCUAUUGGUUUUGGAAUUGAUACUGAUUCACCUUUUUUAAUUUGCAAUCGUUUUGCCGACAUUGAAAAUACUGUUGAAAAAAUUGUUAUCGAUGCAAUAAAGGAACAGUUGAAUAAGAGACAACAAACUGACUGGUAUACGCGAAACUUUUUAAAAUUCUUAUGUUCAACAGCUGGUCUAAUUGAGGUUCGUUACCUUUGCAUAACACGUCUAGAGUUAUGGAUUCACAACGGUAAACUCGUGAAAUAUGCCCAACAACUAUUACAUUAUAUAUGUUAUAAUAUAAAAGAAAAUAAUUUUAAAGAUCAAGAAGUUUUGGCAAUACUUGUAAAAAUUCGAUUGAAAACGAAGCCUUCGCUAAAUUUUUUUUUGCUCUGUAUUAAAGAGAUGAUAUCCCAGCAGCCUAAUGUUCUCAGGUUAAUACUAAAACUUGUGGUUCAAAAUGAACUUUCAAACACGAGGAACCCAAACAAUAUGGGAAUGCUUGCUACAAUGUUUCAAACAUCUCCAGAACAAUCCUCUCAAAAUCUUGCAGAAAUCUACAAAGAAUUUUUACUACAACGAGAAGACUGUUUACGUACAUUAAGAGUAUUUUUACGUGAAUUGGUCCGUGUGCUUCGUUAUGAUAUGAAUAUUGUAAAAUUCUGCAAAGAGUUUAUGAACGAACGAAUUGAUUUGAUGGAACAAGUUGAACGCUCAGAAUUUAAAGAAAGAAUUUUCCAUUCAAUGGUUGACAUAAUAUGCCUUUGCAUGCUAUUAUCUGUUUCACCGCAAAUUCGUGAAGCGUGUAUCGUAUUGCGUUCCAACAAGGAAAUGAAAAAUAAUCCAUUAUUAUUGAAUUUUUUUUCACAAAUGUCUCAAAUUCAAUUGGAAGCCGUAUCUUGGAUGUACGAGACAGUUCCGAAUCUUUUUAAAAUACAAAGUUUAGAAUACAGUCAAGCUCUACACAAGAUUUUACUUUUAGACAACCCUGAGCAAUAUUCGAGAUGCGAUCAAUGGCCUUCGGAGCCAGAGAGGGGAGCACUGUUGAGGAUUGCUUCUGAAACUCCAGUUCUAGAAGAUACUCUUCUACGAAUUAUACUUAUCGGUAUUACUAAAGAUAUACCUUUAACGAUACCAGAAACUAUAGAUGUGAUAAUGAUGGUCAUUAAAAGGGCGUCAACAAUGAGAAUCCCCAACUAUCCAGCAGUACAAGCCAACAAAUAUGAUGUUAUAGACUUCCUAUUUAAUAUGGUAGAAUAUCAUUACCCGGAAAAUAUAAAUUUACCCUUGGGUUACGCUCCCCCAAAGCUUGCUAUCACAGUUUUAUAUUGGAAAGCAUGGAUUAUAAUGCUAAUGAUUUCCGCUCACAACCCGUCCACAUUCGGAGCGUUUUGCUGGAAACAUUACCCCACUAUGAAGGUUUUGAUCGAAAUGUGCAUUACCAACCAAUUUACCGAACCGCAUAUCGGAAAGGAGGAACUACAGCUGGUUUCUCUAGAAAGAGAACAAAUUCUUCAGUUGGAGUCAUAUUUGGCAGCCCAAACUUCCCAAGCGAUUAUAACUGAGGAUAAUGCAAUACUUAUUUCGCAGUUAAUGCUUAUGGAUCCAAUGGGGCAAGUUAGAAAAAUCCCUAAUAGCGUUUUAGAGCAAGUGAAGGGACUAAACAAAUCUUUGAAAUUGGGAUAUCUUUUGUGUCGCUGCCGUCGACCGGAUUUACUACUUGAUAUAAUUCAGCGUCAAGGUACAACUAAGUCGAUGCCUUGGCUUUCAGAUCUGGUGCAGAGUAGCGAAGGAGACUUCAGCCACCUUCCAGUACAAUGCUUAUGCGAGUUUCUUUUAUUUAACGCUAACAUAAUUAAUGAGGAAAACACACGUGACGUAGAAUUAGUCGCUUACCUAAGAAACCUAGUGAUGGAAGAGAACACUCAAAAGAAAACAGUUUGUGAGGUCUUGGACUACAUAUUUCGCAGAUUGUCAUCAACAGUAAAGCAAUCGCGUAUCGCUGCCAUAUCCGGUCUUAAAAUUAUUUUCAAAGAUAACACUGAUCAAAAUGAUUGGUUAUUAAAAUCAAUUCCACAAAUUCAGUGUUUUAGAGAAGCUUUAUCUUUUAUGAUACCUCAGCUAAGGUCGGCAUGCCAAGUUGAAAAUACACCAGCUUUGGUAAUGUCUUAUAUUCAGUUUGUAGCUGCGCAUACUAUUAACGAUGGCGUCAUCGAUAUGCUAGACCAUGUUAUUGAUAUGGCACAGUUGAUUGUAGAGCGGAGUACCAUGUUUCAGCAUAUCAUACCUCUAACUGGCGAUUUAUUAUUAGGAUAUAGUAAUGAUAAUCUCGCCGAAUGUCGUUUUCAAACGUUGAAAUGUCUCUUUGUUAUGUUCAAUAACUACAUAAUUAGACUAAGAGAACACCGGGAACCCUAUGAAUGGACGGAGUAUCCUGACUUACUUAUGGUCCAGUUUGAAGAUGGAGCCCAACUGCCUCUUCAUUUAAACAUAAUACAUGCCUUUAUAAUCUUACUGACACAGUCAAGUAGCCAAAUGCCUGAGUCGCUCCCAAUUCUUGACUAUUGGUUCCCUCCAGGACGAAGACCCCCCUCUGGCUUUUUACCAAAUAUUUCUCACGAGGCAGUUCAACUAUUACCUGACUGGCUAAAAUUAAAAAUGAUUCGUUCCUCAGUUGAUCGGCUAAUUGAAGCUGCGUUGUUAGAUCUUACUCCCGACCAGAUUGUUUUGUUUGUACAAAAUUUUGGAACACCAGUGAUUUCAAUGUCAAAACUGUUGGCCUUAUUAGAUCAUGCUGUGAAUGAAGAACUCGAACUAGUUAAAAAUGCAAUACUCAACAAAGCGUAUUUAGCACAACUUAUUGAAAUUCAACAAAAACGAGGGGCCAAAAAUGGGCAUUUUACUGUUAAAGCUCUUGAGUUAUAUUCUCAUUCUCAAACAGUGCCAGAUCAUCCAAAACAAGCCGAUGCGGUCUUGAACCCACUAAACUUGCAGAAAAACUUUCAAACAAUAAUUCUUACUACGUGCUACUAUCGCGGGAGUAAAGACAUUGAAGAUGUAAUUGGUAAUACGUUAAAGACUUCGAAUUACUAUUACAAAAGCACCAACCGUUUUCGAAGGUUAAUUCAUUAUUUGCUUGAUAGAGAAUUUUUGUUUACGAAAAACCGUAAGGAAGUUAUGAUAAGUCAUUUGAAAAGGGGAUGGUUAUGCCUUUUGAGAAUAAUAGACCGGUACAAACAUUCAAUACCCCAGCAGACAACAUCGCAGAUAAAGCAUAUUUGUACACUUUUAAGGGUACUACUAAAACAAAAGUUUUUAUCUGCGGAUGAUUUCAAGCUUAUAUCAGAUAAACUUUAUGAAUGUGAGUCCUUAUGGAAAACCCAUAUGAAUUCUAGACGAAAUAUUAACAUGUACUUCAAAAGUUUAUUCAAUAUCGUUAAGAAAAGGGAGAUGCAAAUGUUUCCUACAAUUUCCGAAUCUUAUGAAAAAGCCGAGCACAAACAAAUACUAUCUGGUACUCAGAAGUUGUUUGGUAUUAAAAGUGAGAAGGUAUUAAAAAAUACAACAGUUGAAGAUUUAUGUCAUUGUGGAUUAAUUGUCGAUAGGUUAUGCGAAAUAGAUCCAGAAUUCAUACUCUUAAGAAAACAGAACCAAAUAGGCAGAUUAUUCAUGAAAAGUUGCUCCGACUCUCGUUUCCAUAUACUUUCCUUGAUAUGCCAUCAAACAAGUUGGGACGCCUUGUUGAUCAAUUUGAAAUUGUUGAUGCAAGAAGUGCAACCAGGUAUUGACUGUAGUACAGCCCUUAAUUUUAUUGAAGCGCUUAUAAGUAAUCCAAAGCUUUGGCAAGGACGAGACAAAAGCGUAACAGAAACUAAUUUCCCAGAACUAAUGUUUUUAUUUAACGAGUCCCAGUUGAGUGCUUUAAUUGGUUUUAUUUUGAAUGAAGCUGAUGCAAACUCGAAGACUAUGUUGGAAACUUAUGAUUACAAAAUUUGUUCGCGCAUCAAUCUUCUAUUCAGAGUUACCAGUAAAAUACAUAAGGAUAUUUCCAAGUUUAUUGAAUAUGUACUUAGGAAAUCAUGUCCCCAUUUAUUGAAACUAAAAAUUAUACACCAGAUGUACCUUUUACAUCCUUCCAUUCGAUUUAUGACAACUAAUUUAAAAGAACAUGUUACGAAAAUAUCUACUUUGAGGGGUUGUAAAGCUGAUAAGGUUUCAAAUUACUUAAUUACUUGCUUGGGGAAUCUUUUUCUUAGAAAAGAUUUCGAAACUCUAUCUAGUGAUAUUGAAAUGCUAAUAAGAAAAUUUGCGGCAUCACAUCCUAUCCUAUUUUUGCGCCAAUUAGGUGUUUUAUCAUCUUUAAUACAAGGUAGGGCGCAGUUAAGCGUUCGUCUUUUACGCGAUGAAUACCAUUUUCACCGGUUUAUACAAAUACUUCGUGCGCUUCAACUGCUACAACCUAUGUUAUUCGACGAUAGUUACAAAAUUGAAUUUCAAGCAGCUUUAGAGUGUUAUUUCUCAUUUUUCAAACAUCAUAGCUUUAUUAAAGAGUCAUAUCAUAUAUUGAUAAAGUUCGUCGAACUAUUACAAGCCUAUAUAAAUUCCAAUCCUUCAAGUGCGCUUCUUUAUAUCGAAAAAUAUGUUGGAAUUUUAAUGGAACUGUCCGUAAAAUUUAAUUCCAUUACAUCGUUGCAACAACUGGUACAGGGCAUAGCUCUUCUUCAGCAAAAAGGUAUCCCAAUAAAUGAAUUAAACGAUGACGAAAAUAAGCAAGAUUUUGAAUUAGAAGAGCAGGGAAAUAGUAACGCUUUUGCUCUAACGGAUGUUGAUAUAUCUGAAGCGAAUCCCAUAAAUCAUUUGGAACCUAAUAUCAAAGGAGGAGUCCCAUUUGCUAUUUCUACACCGUUUACAAAAUCACUUACAAUGUCGCAACAUUUUACAGAUCUUAUAACAGUAAUAAAAAAUUCAAGUACAGAAGAAGCUAUCUUGGGACCUCUGCAAGAAAUAGAAAGUCUAACUUCGAAGCGAUUCUCAUUUCUGAAUGAAAUUUUUGAUCGGUUACUAGAGUUGAUAUUUUCUCCUAGUGCGCAGAUACGCUCCAAUGCAUUCAUUUUAUUGGUUCGUCAUUUGAAACAUAAUCCAGGUCGCUCUGACAUAAAUCGAUGCACCCUUAAUGCAUACAUUCAAUGCUUGAGAGACGACAACUCGUCUGUUGCCACUACUGCUGUAGACAACUUAGUUGAAAUGACUCUGCUUUUGCAAGAGCAUACCGUAGAAAUACUUUCAGUAGCCUUUACUCUUGGGGUUAAGUCACAAUUAAACACAAGUACUCAAAUCAAAAGAGUUUUACAAACGCUAAUGUUACAGCAUGGAUAUUAAAAUUAAGCUUAUUAGUAUUACAGUAAUAAUAUUAUACAAAAAUUAUAAUAUAAAAUAUAAUAUUACUACAAAAAUAUUUUUAAGUGUGUUUGGAAUAGAAAGAAGAAAAUAAUUUCUGAUUUUUUUAUCUCUGUACAAUAAAGAAUAAAACUUGCAAAAAAUA
Messenger RNA from Anastrepha ludens (Mexican fruit fly), 6459 nucleotides. It is a transcript of the gene IntS1, whose product is annotated as integrator complex subunit 1. The transcript is spliced from 3 exons. The record is from RefSeq and is a predicted model, not a curated record. The coding region runs from base 117 to 6296 and encodes 2059 amino acids. Gene Ontology annotation, cellular component: integrator complex. Gene Ontology annotation, biological process: U2 snRNA 3'-end processing. NCBI's taxonomy places the organism in Eukaryota, Metazoa, Arthropoda, Insecta, Diptera, Tephritidae.